Vicia villosa (hairy vetch) is the source of this 447-nucleotide messenger RNA. RefSeq lists its product as uncharacterized. The transcript has a single exon. The coding region runs from base 1 to 447 and encodes 148 amino acids. NCBI's taxonomy places the organism in Eukaryota, Viridiplantae, Streptophyta, Magnoliopsida, Fabales, Fabaceae. The record is from RefSeq and is a predicted model, not a curated record.
AUGGGACUGCUCAUGCACCAAAGGAAGUAUGCACUUGAGAUCUUGAAGAGGUGUAAAAUGGAGCAUUGUAAUGUUGCCAUUACACCAUGUGAGGCAAGGCUACAGCUGUCCAAGAGUGAGGAUGAGCAAGAUGUUGAUCCAACUCAAUAUCAGAGAUUGAUUGGACCAUUGCGGUAUUUGUGCAAUACGCAACCGGACUUAGCAUUUAGCGUCAGUAUUGCGAGUAAAUUCAUGGAGAGACCUAAGGUGUCUCAUAUGGCAGCUGUCAAGAGGAUCCUUAGAUAUGUUAAAGGAACUCUUGGUUGUGGAAUUCUCUUUCCGGCAUCAGAUACAGGCCGAAAGUGUGAUUUACUUGGUUUCACCGAUUCCAAUUGGUGUGGUGAUAAAGAUGAUAGAAAGUCAAUAGUUGGAUACAUCUUUAUGUUUGGUAGAACACCAAUUUCUUGA